This is a messenger RNA of Sporothrix brasiliensis 5110, 1464 nucleotides long. Its product is annotated as transporter. The transcript has 4 exons. The coding region runs from base 1 to 1464 and encodes 487 amino acids. Gene Ontology annotation, molecular function: transmembrane transporter activity. The record is from RefSeq and is a predicted model, not a curated record. Gene Ontology annotation, cellular component: membrane. Gene Ontology annotation, biological process: transmembrane transport. NCBI's taxonomy places the organism in Eukaryota, Fungi, Ascomycota, Sordariomycetes, Ophiostomatales, Ophiostomataceae.
AUGUCGUCAACGCCGACAAUAUAUGAGAAGCAGGUCGGCGUAUCGACCGAUGCCAGCAACAGCGAUGGCUACCAGUCUGACGUGGAGCGCGACUGGUCCGACGCAGAGGAAAAAAAUCUCGUCCGCAAGCUCGAUUUCAUUGUUCUGGCGCUGUUGACGUUGGCAUUCUUCGCCCUGCAAAUCGACCGUGGUAACAUUGGUAAUGCCUUGACGGAUAACUUCCUCAAGGACGUAGGCAUCACCCAAUACCAGUUCAACGUCGGUCAACAGCUGCUGUCACUGGGUAUUGUGCUGCUCGAGAUUCCCAGCAACAUUGUUCUGUACAAACUCGGCCCUACAAUUUGGAUUGGCGGACAGAUCAUCGCAUGGGGUCUCGUUGCUACCUUCCAGGCUUUCCAGCAUGGCCUCGGCCCGUACCUCGUCACCCGUCUACUUCUCGGUCUCUGCGAGGCUGGCUUCAUCCCGGCUGGUCUCUACACCAUCACUCGGUGGUACAAGCGCGACGAGACUAGCAAGCGAUUCUCGGUGUUCUUCCUCGGCAACAUGCUGGCCGGUGCCUGCACGGGUCUCGUGGCGUACGGAAUCCUGCACAUGCGUGGCGUCCGUGGCCUUGCAGGCUGGCAAUGGCUGUUCCUGAUCGAGGGCAUGAUCACCGUUGCCAUCGGAAUUCUCUUCAUCACCUUCUUCCCAAAGAGCCCUAGCAACCCUGUCUCCAUCCUAGGUAUCCGCUAUUUUAACGAGCGCGAGGUCCACAUUCUCUCUCGCCGCGUCCUGCUCGACGAUCCAUCCAAGAUCCACACGCAUACUCAUAUCAGCAAGCAGGAAAUCAAGAACGCGUUGACCAACUGGCGCUUGAUUCCUCAUGUCAUCCUUACCAUCAGCGCCCUGUCGCCGGCCUCAACCAUGAUGUCGUAUGCCCCUACGCUCGUCGCCUCGUUCGGAUACCCCAAACUGAAGGCUAACGCCAUGACCUCCAUCGGCGCCUGGAUGCUGCUCGUUACCAAUGUGUCCUGGGGCUUCAUCUCGGACAGAUAUGGGCGCCGUGGAAUUAUGGUAUUUCUCGGUAUGUUCAUCUACUGGGGCUUUCAGCUCGGCAAUCGUCUGGCCAUCCAUUCCUCCAACUCGCACUUGCGGUUCGGUUUGUUGGUGACCAGCGUCGCGUUUGGCUCCAACUGGCACCCUGUCAACGGGUCCUGGGUGGCCUCUAACGCCAAAUCGGCCGGCGAGCGCUCCAUCACCCUGGCCAUCUUCAUUAUGUCGGCCAACACCUCCGGUAUUGUAGGCAGCCAGCUGCUGCAGGCCAAGGACAGCCCGCUAUACAAGACUGGCUGGACUGUCAUGCUGGCGCUGGUGUCUGUCGGUCUGGUCAUGUCGGUCAUCGCUAACGUGCAGUACUAUUUGUUGAACAAAAAAAUGCAGCGCGAGCAGCCAGGUAUUGAUGUCCAAGAGCUUCAUAAGAUCUGA